UAGUUGCGCAGAAAAACAACAAGGAUUGACUGUGGUUUAGUCCAAUUGACAUUUUGUAAUUUUUGUGAGAUUUUAGAAUUUCACGAAUUUUCAGCCGUUCUAUUUUAAGACAAAUGACUGAUAACAGUUUUUGAGUAUUCCGUGUUAAAUUCACAUACAUCAGUCAUGUGUUCCAUUGCUGCGGGCAGGAUUUUGCUAUGAAAAAUAUCUUGAAGAUCACGAAGGUUUUAUUCGGCAGGGUUGUUAAAGAAACUGUUUGGUAAUAUGCAAUGGAAAUACAAGGGAUGGAAAGGGCGAUGGCUGUGGGCGGUGUUGGUGCUCGCAUUGUGCCCGUUGCUAGUGGCUCAGAAAAUCGGUGACCCAUACAAAAUUUUGGGAAUACACCCCAAGGCUAAAUUACCUGAAAUACGCAAAGCUUACAGGCAACUCGCUAAAGAGUGGCAUCCUGAUAAGAAUGAGCAUCCAGAUGCGGCAGCUCGUUUUGUAGAGAUCAAACAAGCAUAUGAACUGUUGUCAGACACUGAGCGGAGACAGGCAUAUGAUUACUAUGGCAUUACGAACGAAGACGACCACCUUUAUAAACCCCGGCAUGAUUACAGCCAAUAUGCUAGAUUUAGUAACGAUCCGUUCGAAGAUUUCUUCGGGACACACUUCCGAACACAAGACCAAGAUAUUACGUUGUUCCAUAAACUAUCAAUUACUGCGCGCCACUUCGAAAACAAUAUAGUCGAAAAAAGCAUUCAUACGCCAGCACUAGUUCUAUUCUACACGGACUGGUGUUUCGACUGUGUGCGCUCAGCUGCCGCCUGGCGACGGCUGGUGGAAGCUCUGCAGCCGCUCGGCGUUACCAUGGCAACCGUGCACGCGGGCCACGAGGCCAACCUGGCACGCCGAGUGGGGGUACAUGGAGUGCCCUGCCUUACCUUCAUUUUAGACAAACAUAUUUAUAUGUAUAAGGAGCCACUAUCGUCGCUACCUAAAAUUUUAGAGUUCAUACGUUGGAAAUUCCCCUAUAAACUGGUUAGCACGAUAUCGGACAGCAACGUGGACGGCUUCGUGUCGGACUUCGAGGACAAUAAAGUGAAGGCGUUGAUCUUCGAGGAGCGGCAGACGAUGCGCUUCAGAUACCUCAUCACUGCAUUCCACUAUAGAGAUAGAGUCGCGUUUGGUUUCGUAGACAUGCGAUCCCGCGACACGCUGAACGUGACGGCGCGGUACAAGGUGCAGCGCGACAUGGACACGAUGGUGCUGCUGAAGGAGGACAGCGAGGAGCCCGCCGCCAUCGUCAGCACCAACGAGAUCCCCUCCGAGACCCUGCACCAGCUCAUCGAGGCCAACCAGAUGCUACUGCUGCCCAGGCUGUCCUCGCAGAGUGUGUUCGAGAGCGUGUGUCCUGUGGAGUGGCGCGCGGCGCGGCGCCGCCUGUGUUGUGUACUGGUGUGCGGGGGCGCGGCGGGGGCUGCGGGGGGGACGCGCGGGCCCGCCGCCGCCGCGCGCCGCGCACUGCGCGAGCUGGCGCGCACGCCCUCCGACCGCCUGCACUACGCCUAUGUCUACGCGCACAAACAGCCCGCCUUCAUACAUGCCAUCGCUAAUGGAUCUGGCAGCGAUAUAUCAGAGAUGGAGCAUCGGAUCGUCAUUAUCUGGCGCCGCGAGGCCACGCGCAUCCAGUACGAGUGGUUGAACGAGACGUGGCCGAGCUGCAACCACGCGCACUGCUCCUCCGACCACUUCCCCUCGGACCCUGUCCUCAGGGAGGAGUUACUGAAGUACCACGAGAGACUGAAUGAGACCAAGCGAGCACUCGACCAGCUCAUCAAGAGGUUGUUGAAACCUACCGAAGUGAUGGCGUAUGAAGCUCAUGUACAGGAGUUGCUGGACGAGGCGGCGCUGGGCGCGGUGUGGCGCGCGGUGGUGGCGCUGUGCGAGUGGGGCGAGCGCGCCGCGCACGGGCUGCGCAGUCAGCGCGCGCUGUCCGCCAUCUCCGUGCUCGCCACCGUCGCCACCGUGCUCGCCGCCGGGUACCUCAUGGCCUACCUCAUACGUGUAGAAGAAGAGUCAGUGCAGCGGCAGAAGGAAGAGAGGAAGAAACAGAAUGGCGUCGGCAAGAAGAACAACAACGAGCCGAGCUCGGAACUCAGACUGCACGAGCUGAGGGCCGAGAAGUAUAAUGGACUGGUUAGACUGUUGAAGCCUGGUUGCCGGACGAUUGUGUUACUGGUAGACAUGCAGAGUCGCGUGCAACUACUCUCCAAGUUCCAUAAGAUCGUGUGGCCAUAUCGCAAGAACAAGACGCUGGUGUUCGCGUACCUGUGCGUGGAGCGCGGCGCGGGCUGGUUCGCGCGCGUGCUGCAGCUGUCGCUGGGCGGCGCCGAGCUGCGCCUCAACGCGCGGAACUGCGUCGGCACCGUGCUGGCGCUCAACCCGCACCGCAAGUACUUCUGCAUCUACCACGCCAAGCACCCCGAGUGUACCAAGCCGCACAAGCGUAUGAGUCGUAUGACGCGGUCUCUGGGCGAGACGGGUACGUUCGACCCCGAAGCGGGCGCCUUCAUCGGGUUCCACACCUCGCCCGACUCUUCAUCGGCAGACGAGGCCACGGACCCGCCCGUACUCAUGCAAGAGAACCUGUUGGACGGGCUGGAGAACUGGCUGGACCGCCUGUUCGAGGGCAGCACCCACCGCUACUACAUCAACUACUGGCCCGACAUGACUACCAAGUGAGCACACACACACACACUACUCUGUACACACACACACGUGACACGUUGUGACGUAACUAGGAAGGGGGACGGGGGAAGGGGGUUGAUUGUUUAAGGGGAUGUAGGUAUGAUACACUUGCGUUUUGUGAUUAUUGUUGUCAUGCAAGUUGUUUAUUAUAAUUAAUCAAAAUUGUUGAUUUUAGGUGAACUGUUUGAAUCUUAUUAUAAAGAUCUGAUUGUUGAUUUUUUUGUGCCGUGUUUGUUGAUGUCCUGAGUAUUGUCGACAAUGGUUUUCGGUGUUGAACUAUAGUGUUGUUUGUCUGACAUCUUUACGAUUCAUAUUGUUGUUAAAUUGUUUACACUGUGUCGAGUUGAUUAUGACUAUUGUUUAAAAUUAUGUCUUCGAUAUAAUCCUUUAGGGCUUCCUUUUAAAACUUGUAUUACUAUUGAAACGCGAUUCCUAGUUACGCCAAAACGCAUCAUGGUACAAACAAUUUUUAUUUUCAAUAAUUUCUUGUAUUUUUUCGUCGUUGUUAAGGAAAUAUACUGCCCGGUUAUUGCCGUUUUUCGACCAUAGAUUAUAAAUAAGUGUGAUAAUUAUUCGUAACGGUUUGCCUUAGAGCUGAUGACCGAGUUAGGAGUUGAGAUCGCUCGUUCGAAUCGUAGUCUGAGAUCUGGGAAAUGUUAAGGUCAAUAGAUUGUUGAAAUCGACUUAUUUAUUUCAGCGUGAGGAUAAACCUCAAAUUAUGAAUAUUGUCAAAGGGACCAAUCAAGUCAGUCCCGCCUGAACCGUUACUAAAACUUUAUUGAGACAAAACCAGCAGCUUCCAGCUAUAGUUUUCAAACUUAGGUAAUUUGUAAAGCAGCUACGAAACUAUACUUUUCUAAAAGGGGCCUUAUGUAAAGAGAAUAAGAUAGUUUUCAGACUACGAUUCGAAAAGUUGCGUAUCCGACAUAAUUAAUUAUAUUAUGGUGUCGGGUUAUCACGAGCUCGCGUUGCGUGGUACUCUGUGUGACUGUACUGCACGGUACAGUCGAGUGAACAAGUGUAAUACUUAUCGAAUGUUACUGUGGACACAUUGCUAUUGACACUCGCAUAUAAAUAUGGCGGCGCAACCUUAUUAGAUAAACGGCAUAGACGUUAGUCGAUGUGACAUUAACUUAUGAAAUAUUUUAUCGUAAACAUUUAUGUCAUUUGUCUAGUGGGACAGUUAAUUUGAUAUCAGAGGGUUUAGUACGAGUUUGUUUUAACAUUUAACGAAACCAAUAUGAGACCGCCUUCGACGUUAUGUACGGGUACUGAUUGGGCGGCUCCAAUGACCAACCAAUGAGCGCCGAACGCGGUCUCGUUAACCGUGAAACAAACUCGUACAAAGCCAUCAGGUAAAAGGCAAAGGGAGCUACUAGGUGUGGGUCGCCUCUAACCGGUUGAUUCUGGAAGAUCAUAUUCAGUGGUGGACGGCUCAUGUCUUAUAAUAACGAUGAAAUCAUUUGAUGAUUUUCCAUCCUUACAAAAAGGUUUGUUACAAUCGUAAUAAUGAAUAAAUGCUGGUUACCUCUACUUAUGGAGAUAUUUAAUAUAUUUGAGAGCUGCCUUGUAACGUGUGUUCAAAAGAAGUGUGUCCAGAGUACUAGGCCAAAUUGUAUUAGUGCCUAUGUUGAAUAGUAGGCGAACUGAUUCUCCUACUGUAUAGGUAUUAGCUUUAUUGUAGCUCGAAGUUUAAAACGUUCGGAGGCCGGUGUUGGAACUCGAGUCGUAUUGAGGAAUGUAAUAUGGAUGUAGUUGUGCAAAAGUGUUUCGUUGUAUGUACAUUGAAAUAUAAUUUAAGUAUUUGAAAAUAUCAAAAUACGUACAUACAAUCACAUCCUUGGCAGUUAAUAAUUGAUACAAUUGCGGUAACUUUACUGUAUUCACAAAGAUAAAGUUUUUUUACCAUAACUAGUAUUUGAAGAGAUAUAAAUAAAUUAAAUUCUACUAUAUUUCAAGUUUUGCGUCACUAAAUGUCAGGAAAAAUUACAUGAACACUUAUGCAUAGCUACGUCCAUCUAGCUAAUGACUAUAAUAAUAUACAAACUAUUUAUAUAAGUUUAAUUCAUUUCAUUGUAUUCGUUUACAAGGUUUAUAUAACUGUGUUCAUUUCGACACCAGCAAUUUAUACUACGCUAACUCAAAAAGCGUACUUUACAGUAGAGGCGUUUAAAGGGAAAAACGUGAUAACUUUAACAUUAAUUAAGAUACUUUUUUGAAAUUUGGUAUGCUUAAUAUUUAAUUUAUUCAUUGUAAUAUCUCAUAUUUAUAUUUCCUUAAUUAUUUCUAUUUUUUGAUUUAGCGCAAGUUAGCCGUAUAUAAACGUAAUUCAUCAAAAAAAUGAUACAUCUUAUACACGUCUAACUUAUGUUAGCGUAGUGUAGUACGGGAGGUCGUAGUGCAUGAUCAAUCAUCUGAUGCAUAUUUCAAUAUUUUUAUAAAGAAAUGUACUUACUUACAAAAAGAAUAGUCAACGUACCAUUAAUAAACUAAUUAAUACGUUAACACAUAAGUAUUUACUACGUAAAAGUCGCUAAGUCGUUCAUUUUACAAACGAACAAGUAUACACACGAACGCACUAAACUACGCUAACUAUGAGUUAGUGCAGUUUUGCACGGACUUUGACCAAAGUUAUCCGCGCGCACACUCCGCUAAUAAUAGUUGGCGUAGUAUAAAUCGAGUGAUUUCAAAAAGAACCUUUACUUAGCGUUUUAAGAGAUAUAACUUUCUUAUUUUUGCAUAUUUCUUCUCAAUUUUUUUAUGACGUAUGUAAACACACAUUUUAAGCAACUUGGCAUAAAAAAUUUUUUCCAAAUUUCGAGUUAGCGUAGUAUAAAUUGCUGGUGUCGAUUUAUAUGUUUUGUAUUUGCCUCGCAUGUUAACGUGGUCAUUUGGUACCUAAGGGUUAACCGCUAGAAGCGUUAAUGGGGGUUAUGGUCUUAUUGAACAAACCUUUUUAAUGUCCUGUAUAUUGGACGACUAUCUUCUAACAACUACAUAGACCAUAAACUCCAUCAGCGCCCUCUACUGAAAAUAAAACAGCACCAAUUCACACCGGUCCUCGUUCAAAUAAUAAAUUAAGAGAAAUAAAAACAAAUAUUCACACUUUUAUAUAAAUAAAUUAUAAUAUUAGCUGUAAAUUAGCAAUUUGUCUUCACAAUAUCACAAUAACUAGUUUUAUAGAGUACAAUGAAGUAAGGACGGUAUGUCGGCACUGCACCUCAUUGAUCGAUACAAUGUUACAUGUUGGUGUGGACUUCGAUUCCUAUUGCUAUAACAAUAAGUUUUGCGACUUCCAACAGUUUUUGUGUAAGUAAAACUAAUUGUGUAAUAUUACAAACAUUACGGCUUCCAGUGCCGGCGUUAGGGGGGGGGGGGGGUCUGCGUGAUGGGGCGAUGGCCCAGGGCGACAAAUUCUGGGGGGCGCCAAAAAAAUUAAAACUACUACUACUUGAUAUUGCUUCCCUUAAGUAGGCGCCACAAUAUUUUCGCCCGGGGUGUCAGUGGCCCUUAUGCCGGCACUGACGGCUUCCAUGAUGACGGAGGUCCCCUUCCUAAUCUUCCUAAUACCCGAUUCCCUAACAACCCUUAAAUUCCUAACUCCCAAUAGGCCGGCAACGCCUCUGUUUUCGGGAGUCUAUGGGCGACGGCGAUUGCUUACCAUCAGUUGAUCUGUCUGCGCGUUUACCGGCUUAUACCAUAAAAAGUAAUCUGAAUUGAAAUAUGUUGGUAAUGAUAAUUUUGAUGUAGACAAUAUCUUUAUUUCAAUGUUGAACCACGCGGACCAAUAAAAAUGUGCCACGAUUUCUAUUCCAACAUAGAAAUAGGAACCGAUAUCCAACGCGACAUGUAAUAGUAACUUUACACCUUUUUAAAUCUUUAUACAUUCUACCUUCUAGUAAAUUUGAUUGAGCUUCGUAAUAUUGCCUGUUGAAAGCUAGAGAACAAAUUUAUUAUAAAGCAAACAAACUACGUGGCUAUGUACGUAGGCUCGUUACUUUGACAAGUUUUGAUACAAAUUUACCCUUUACUAGUACAUUAUUUUCUCAAAAACUUUAUAGCACCUGAAAAAUUAGCAUGCUCGCAGAGCUUCUGGGAUUGAUGUCAGUAAUAAAAGUUCUGAAAUUAAACAACUUCAAUAUAAAUCAUACGUGUGUGAACAUUUUACCUCAUAUUUAGAUUAUUGUAAAACGGGGUAAAUAGAAUUCAAGGGGUGAAUAAAUACAGGAUUGGGAUGAAUAAAUGUUGGGAAAAUGUCCUAACAUAAUAGUUUUAUCGUACUAGGUUAUAUGUAAACUUGAAAGUACUCUUGCAAAACUAAGUCAAAGUAACGAACAUUUAUUUUUCGGAUUGCUAGACAAAUCGCUAUUGUAUUAGUAUUUUAAUAGUUAUUGUAGUAUUAACUUUGUUUAUAAUACAAUUAAAAUUCUUGUUUAUUAUUGUUCCUGAGUGUAAUCGGUUGUCCCGAACAAUGUACUAGUCAAAUGUAUUACCAAAUGUUACUUUAUAAUAAUUUAGUUAAUUAUAGUUAUUGCCAUAUUGUAGUCUGUACGUAGGUCAUAGUCGGUAUAUUUAUGAUAAAAGUGCAAUUUUAUUUUCUUGUGAACAUUUCUUGCCGGUGAAUGUUAUUUAGUACUUUGUGACUAUGGCUGUACAGUGGGUAGUAUUCUUAAAAUCACUUGCGUCUUCUAUAAAAUGUAUUAUUUUUUAAUGUUUUUCUAAGUGUUUACGCAUGACAAUUAAUUUAAGCAUUGUUUUCGAACCCUGUGUAUGGUAACAAUAAAGUGCAUUUUUCUACAAAAUGAAAUUGUUUGAUGAAUAAAAAGACAAAUUUGUAUAAAUCUAACAAAAUGUGUAACUAUGUGAUUGUUAUCAUUGUAUCUGUUCUAUGAUGUUUAUUGGUGGGACUUGUACUAUAAUUUGUUGCAUGCGCAUUCUGUUGGACCCAAUCUAGACAAUAGUUGUAAUCAAAUAUUUUAUUAAAAUAAAUAGUUCAUACUUUACAGUUGAUGUUUGGAAUUUUACAUAUUUGUUGUUAUCUGUUAAAAUGAUGGCACUUGUUGAAUGUUUACUUUUUAAAUGUCACAUUAGAGUAUUUAUGUGUUCUCCAAGGAUGGUCAGCGCGUAACGACAGUGGCUCCCCCCAAUACGGAACUGUAUUUAUAAAUGUGCUGUUUAACCUGUGUUGCCAUGUUUUAUAGUAAAGUUAUCACCAUGUUGGGUGUCUGUAUAUGGGUUGUUGGUAAAGCUUGUCUAUUCUUACUAAAAUAUAAUUAUUAUUGUUGUAUUUAAAUUAUUUUUAUUGUUAAGAUACACUUAAUCUAUCCUUUAUCUUAAUUCCAGUAUCGAUUUGUACAAUAAAAUAAUAAAUAAUGUUCUUUA
Spodoptera frugiperda (fall armyworm) is the source of this 8112-nucleotide messenger RNA. RefSeq names its product dnaJ homolog subfamily C member 16 (gene l(3)80Fg). Lineage: Eukaryota; Metazoa; Arthropoda; Insecta; Lepidoptera; Noctuidae. The transcript has 14 exons. The record is from RefSeq and is a predicted model, not a curated record. The coding region runs from base 265 to 2724 and encodes 819 amino acids.